UUUGGGGGCAGUGCGCUACCGAGCCGGUUCCCGCGGAUCCGCCAUGGCUCAACCGGCUUCGGUAACCGUGACAUUUGAUGAUGUUGCCUUAUAUUUUACGGAGCAAGAGUGGGACAUCCUGGAGAAAUGGCAGAAGGAAAUGUAUAAGCAAGUGAUGAAGACCAAUUAUGAGACCCUUGAUUCCCUGGGCUGUGUUUUUUAUAAGCCAAAUUUGAUCACGUGGAUGGAACAAGGGAGAAUGCUAUUAAUCAGAGCUCAGGAAUGCCUCGAGAAAAGACUGACAAUUAGCUCUUCUGAUGAACAGUUGGACUUGAAUAACACUGGAAAGGCACUGUGUUGUGGUCACCAAGGAACUUUGGGGACAAAAGAAAAGGAAUCCCAUUUAAAUGGUCUUCAAAAGAAUGACUUGAGUGCUACCUUAUUAGAGAAGAAUAGAGAGAUUUCAUCAGAGCAAAGACCUACCUUCCACUCUCCAAGUCUCCAAGAAACAGAGACUCUACACAAGAAACUCAAUGUCACAGCUUCUAACCAGGAAAAGAAAGAGCAGUGUUAUAAGCUUCCAGAUACAUUAGGUCAUUUGGAAAUUCCAGCAGAGUCAAGAUUGUAUUCCUGGUAUGUCUGUGAGAAAGUCUUCCCAGUGAAGAGUGACUUGGUAAACCACAAGAACAAAUCCAGAGGGAAAUCUGAACUCAAGUGGAGCCAGAAAUUCCUUUAUAAGAAGCAGCGCUUCCAGUGCAAUGAAUGUGAGAAGAGCUACAGUCUAAAGGACAGCCUAGUUGCUCACCAGGUCGUCCACACAGGACAGCGGCCCUACCCCUGCCCUGAAUGUGACAAGACCUUCCGGUAUAGAGGAAACUUAAAGAGGCAUCUGUAUUUGCACAAAGGAGAAAGGCCAUUUUGCUGUAAGGAGUGUGGCAAGGCUUUCUUCGUGCGGUGGGAGCUCACUGAGCACCUCCGGCUGCACAGUGGGGAAAAGCCUUUCCAGUGUCCACUGUGUGACAGGAGCUUCCGCCUGAAGAGAAGGAUGAAGUUCCAUCUUUUCCAGCACAGUGAGAAGAAGCCCUUCCACUAUCCAGAGUGUGACAGAAACUUUUCUCGGCAGGCUACUUUGAAGACCCACCAAAGGACACGUAGUGAAGAGAAGCCAUUUUCUUGUGGUGAUUGUGGCAGGAAAUUCAUCUACAAGGUGGAACUCAGUGAGCAUAUCAGAGUUCAUACAGGAGAGAAGCCCUUUUCAUGUCCCGAGUGUAAUAAAAGUUUCCGCCUAAAGAGAAGCCUAAAAGCCCAUCGAUUGCAGCACAGUGGACAGAAGCCCUUCCAAUGUCCAGAGUGUAAGAAGAGCUUCUUCUGGAGGCAUGCCAUGAAGACCCACCAGCGUCUGCAUAGUGAGAAGCCAUUCUCCUGUGAGGAGUGUGGCAAGAGGUUCACGGAACCCUCUAAGCUCGCCUGCCAUGCCAGAGUUCACAAUGGUCAGAGGGAAUUCCCCUGUAGAGAGUGCAAAAAGGCCUUUUCUCGGCAGUCGGCCCUCACACAGCACCUCAAGAUCCACAGCACAGAAAAGCCAUUCUCCUGUGCUGAGUGCAGCCGGAGCUUCCGCCGACGCUCACAUCUCACUGAGCAUAUGUGGCUUCACACUGGAGAGAGGCCCUUCUGGUGUACUGAGUGUGACAAGGGCUUCCGACAAAAGAGAAGUUUGAAGGCCCAUCUAUCCCAUCAUUGUGAGGAGAGGCCUUUUUCUUGUGAUGAGUGUGGACGGAGAUUCACAUACGUGGGGGCACUUAAGACCCACAUUGCAUUGCAUGCCAAGGAAAAGCCAUCUAGUCUCUAGGUCAAGCCACACAGCAGUC
Otolemur garnettii (small-eared galago) is the source of this 1847-nucleotide messenger RNA. Its product is annotated as zinc finger protein 425-like. The record is from RefSeq and is a predicted model, not a curated record. Gene Ontology annotation, biological process: regulation of DNA-templated transcription. The transcript is spliced from 4 exons. NCBI's taxonomy places the organism in Eukaryota, Metazoa, Chordata, Mammalia, Primates, Galagidae. Bases 44 to 1828 code for a protein of 594 amino acids.